AUGGCAGCAGUUCAGAGCUCUGGCUUUGAGGACCCACACCUGGGGUCAUGCCCAGAUGGGGAUGAAAUCUCACUUUUGGAUGAAGACACAGACUCUGGAAGUGUGCUGUCUGAAGAUUCUGUGCUCCCUGAUUAUGAACUAGAAGAUGGGAAAAAGGGAACUGCCAACACUCUGCAUGAGGCCUGUGUUCAGAAUGACCCAGAAGCGCUGAAGAGGAUUUUGGAACGUGGUUUGACCUGUGAUGAGGUCAUGGAAGUUGAUAUUAAUGGCUGGAAUGGACUGAUGGUGGCUGCAUACAAAGGAUUUCUUCAAAUAGUUUAUGAGCUGCAUGGCUGCCCACAUUUGGACAUUAACCACCAAGACAAUGACGGCAACACUGCCCUUAUGAUCGCUGCUCAAGCUGGUCAUGUCUCCAUAUGUAACUACAUCAUGAAUUACUUCCCUGGAGCAGACACAGAGAUCAGAGAUAACAGAGGAUUCACUGCCCUCAUUAAAGCUGCCAUACAGGGCAGGAAUGAUGUGGUGGCUGCUCUUAUAAUGCACGGUGCUGAUGUAAAUGCUGUAGACUCCAACCGUGGUAAAUGUGCACGUGACUGGGCGCUGAAGACUGGCCGCUUUGACACACUGAAUCGACUGCGCCACCUUGCACUCCAUCCCACAGCAGAGCAGUUCUGUGACACCUACGUUCCCGAGUGGCCCAACCUCAAGGUGCUGGUCAGCAAAGCAACAGCCAACAGGAGUGCAGGCCAGAAGCUGACCCAUCAUCUCAAGAGUAGGUUCGGUUUCAGCUUCCCGCGUGACCCAGUGGAAAACGGGGUCAUGGAUCACAUGGUGCGAAUGACCACCAGUCUGCGUAGCCCACUCAUAGCUACAGCUACACGGCCACUGUGCCCAAGCAGCCCUCCACAGAUGGGUAAACGGCGGCUGGCUGUGGCCGAGCUGAUGCAGAAGCACUCUGAGAAACUGCUGGAAGAGAGUUCACUGUGCCACCGAAACAGCUCCAUCUCCUCUGUGUCUCCAUCAUUCCACUCAGCCGAGUUCGUCUCUGUGACCUGCUGUCCCGAUACUGAUAGACGGGGCAGUGUGCUGUCCAUUGGUAUGCGCACAUUCAUACCUCGUAGCGUAGCGUCGAGGCGCAACAGUAUUUUCCCCUCAGGCUGCAUCCCACAGAUCAAAGUCACCAAAUCCUCCGAGCCGACUCCGAAGAAAGAAAAGAAGAACAAAAAAGAUAAGGGGUACCUGGAGCCUCCAAAGUGGAAGUAUAAGGAGGCCAAGGAAGAGAAGAAGAAAGAGAAGAAAGCCUUGAAGGAAAAGGAAAAGGAGGAGAAGGACAAAGAGAAAAAAAGCAAAGACAAGGAGAAAAGAAAAAAGAAAAAGCAUGCUGACUGA
This is a messenger RNA of Danio aesculapii, 1389 nucleotides long. RefSeq names its product ankyrin repeat domain 33Ab (gene ankrd33ab). The record is from RefSeq and is a predicted model, not a curated record. Lineage: Eukaryota; Metazoa; Chordata; Actinopteri; Cypriniformes; Danionidae. The transcript has 4 exons. Gene Ontology annotation, molecular function: protein binding. The coding region runs from base 1 to 1389 and encodes 462 amino acids.